Molecule: messenger RNA, 1456 nt
Organism: Marasmius oreades (fairy-ring Marasmius)
Lineage: Eukaryota; Fungi; Basidiomycota; Agaricomycetes; Agaricales; Marasmiaceae
Exons: 5
Coding region: 277-1212 (311 amino acids)
Biological process (GO): regulation of transcription by RNA polymerase II
Cellular component (GO): nucleus
Molecular function (GO): RNA polymerase II cis-regulatory region sequence-specific DNA binding; DNA-binding transcription factor activity, RNA polymerase II-specific
Source: RefSeq, a predicted model, not a curated record
AUUGUCGGUGUAUGUUGAACCCAGUGGCUGCCAAAUUACACCUAAACAACAACAAUUAUACAAACUCACCUUUUCCUCUUACCAUCUUCAACGUCGAGGGCGUUCUCCAACCAAUGCUCUUCAUCGUUGUCCGCGUUCACAAAGCCCCUGCAACCACGGGGGGUCCGUGCACACCCUGGGAAUUAUGUGGUGCGUGACAUAACUCCAGAUGUCGACAGGUCUGUUCUGUACCGCGAUAUUCUUCCCCGCAUCCUCGGUUGAGCUUGCAAACUUCUCAUGUCGCAGCAACCGCCCGCCCCAGGGAUGAGUCAAAUGAUUCCUGAUCAACAAGCCGACAUGAACAAUCCCUCUUAUUAUCCUCAGGAGAACGACCUUACUGGUGGUCUCCCUAUCAACCUCGAUUCCUUGAGAGACGGGCCACCAGGAAGCAAGCCUUUCUAUCCGUAUUCGACCCUCAUUCGCUACGCUAUCAAAGGAUCUCCAAACCAGAAGUUACUCCUGGAGGAUAUCUAUUAUGCCAUUGAAUCUCGAUUUCCCUACUUCAGAACUGCACCGAACGGCUGGAAAAAUUCCGUCCGCCACAAUUUAUCUCUUAAUCCCUGUUUCGAGAAGGUUCCAAGGCCUUUGACUGACCGUGGCAAGGGUUCGUACUGGACUGUCAAUGACAAUGUAGACCCGCGUACCGGCGUCCAUCGUGUAAGGAAGAAGAAGACUAAGGGUUCGAAGGCGAGGAAUUCAGAAGAUGACGAUGUCGAUUAUCAUCCCCCUGAAACGUUUCCGGACCCUUCCGUGCAACAAUUUGCUCCUCCACCACCAAUGCAAGGCGAAAGUUCGGAUCCCAACCGACCUCCAGCAAAUUUUACGUACACUGCAUUUGACCCGAACUUUGCGAUGAUGGGUAUGCGGUUCCCUGGCCCCAUGCCUGGCAUGCCUAUGCCCAUGGGUCCUGCAGAAGAUUUUGAACACGACGAGAAUGGGAACAUUGACUGGCGAUUGGCUUGGCACAAGGAGAUAGGACAUCUACAACACUUGACGCAGGAGCAGGAAAAGCAAGGUGCUGACCCGGAGUGGUACAAAAUGAUGUUAUGUCGGGUGAGGACAGCUCUGAUGCCACCUGCGAUGCUUCCCGAAGCUGCACUACACAUGCAACCACCGAUGAUACCAGACGGGACAGGUCAACAGCAACAUGAACAGCAGCCUCCUCAGCAAUAAUGGUUCUUCGUUUCCGUUCCUUAGUUGUACUUCCCAUGUACUGUCGACUUUUUUUUCUUUCUUGUCUGUUUGGUUUGACUUCGGAUCUGCUAACAAUUUUAUAAUUCCCCCACUACGUCUAGUAUAGAUUAACAUCAUGUACAAUGUCAGGAGAUUUCUAUUUUGUCUUCUAUGGUCAAAAAACAUAGCUAUGUGCAUUGGCAUGGAAAAGUGAAAAGUGAAAAGUGAUAUGAUUGGCUAUCUA